This is a messenger RNA of Anopheles moucheti, 552 nucleotides long. RefSeq lists its product as uncharacterized. The coding region runs from base 1 to 552 and encodes 183 amino acids. Lineage: Eukaryota; Metazoa; Arthropoda; Insecta; Diptera; Culicidae. The transcript has 2 exons. The record is from RefSeq and is a predicted model, not a curated record.
AUGAACUUUCACAGCCACGAAGAUUCCAGUCGGUUAGACUGUGCAUCGUAUAGCACUGGAUCAGCCGUCGGUACAUUGGAGUCGCACAUAAGUUGGCGGACUAAUUUCACCCUCGGAUCGCACCAUCCGUCACUCGUGGGGCAACAAAAUGGCAGUGGAUGCAUACAAAGCGAUGGUUGGUCUUCUACGGAUAUCCAGCUGUUGAACGACGAUCACGAGAAGGCGAUACUGAGUGAUCUGUACAGAACUGCCGGCACGGAAAGUGCACCUUUGACCACGUUUAGCUACAUCAGUGAGUAUAUCUGCUCGAACAACAUCGACAUAUGGCCCGGCGAGUUGCCAAGUUCGUCAAGCAGUGAUGCUAAAUUGAGCUUCACACAACGGAACACCGGAGAUAACUGGCAGCGAUUUUUCAGAGCCAGCAAAACGCAGCGGCAAAUUUAUUUAAAAUGUAAACAUGUGCUAGAGUCAAUUAUUGCACGCAAUGAACAAAUACUGUUAGUAUUACGGCAAAACCAAUACCCAAAUAAACCAUUAAAGCGGCUUCAUUGA